GCAAGUGGCCUGGAGUGCUUGCCAACGGCAAGAUCUACUUGGUGGGCAACAUGGGCGAGUACGACUACCGCAGCUACAUCCGCAAGACGGUCAUCCAGGGCAAGCAGAUCCGCUACGCCUGCAACAAGAGCUACAAAGUGAAGAAUGGACCCCCUGGCGCCACCUGCGUCCAUGGCGAGUGGAGGCCACGAAAGAUGCCCGUCUGCGAACCAGAGGCGAGUUUGCUGGAGAUAGAAGACAACGAGUCGACGUUGGGCGAUGCGGACGGCCUGAGAAAGUGUGAUCACCCGGGAAACCCCGUCCAUGGAGAACUAGUGCAAAAACCGGGCGUUGACAAGUACCACUACCUGGUAGGAGACAUACUGGAAUUCCGUUGCAACGAGGGGUAUCGCCUUAUUGGUAAAUCUCACAUCAAGUGCAAGAAUAAUGGACAGUGGUCACGGGAAGUGCCGAGAUGCGAGGGGAUGGGCCGCUAUCGAACGUAAUCUAUAUUGUAACCCGGCAAAUGGGCCGUUAAUGAGUAUAAUCUAUAUUAUUAUUAUUAUUAUUAUUAUUAUUGGCAGGCGGAUACAGAGCGUCGAGUCUUAAUUGGUUUGACUUUGUUUGUCUCAAAACACGUUAUACGCAAUUUCCUUUUUAAUUUAUAUUUCUCUCUCUCUUAAUCUUUUACUGCAUGUCUGUCGUCUGUCACGUUUAGCGCU
Molecule: messenger RNA, 701 nt
Organism: Priapulus caudatus
Lineage: Eukaryota; Metazoa; Priapulida; Priapulimorpha; Priapulimorphida; Priapulidae
Product: complement receptor type 2-like
Exons: 3
Coding region: 51-485 (144 amino acids)
Source: RefSeq, a predicted model, not a curated record